UCCUUUCGUUUCAAUAUAUUUAAAAUGUAUUUGCGGCGUGCACUAUGAUUUCAAUACUAACUACAGUUGGAACUGUAAUUGAUGCUUUGCUACUGCUGCCUAUUUCGACCGUGAUUGAGAGCAUAAUAAAUAUAAUAUAUUAUUUUCUCGCUGCCAGCUGGUUCAUAGGUUACUGCCUCGUCGAAGCCGGUGGGCACAUCUGGACCGCAUUAUGCAAUGUUUGGGACUACAUUUACUAUGGUACCGGAGACGGGCUCAAUCUUGCGCGGUACUUGGCAGAGGAACUAGUCCUUUCAAUAGGCAGCGUACUUAUUGGACUUGGCAACUGCACACUGUGGAUACUUAUGCUGCUCCCUCGAGCCAUUAUAAUUAUAGUUGACUAUAUUAUUCUAGCGCUUGAUCAAUUAGCUCGACAUAUUGUUGAGCGUGGCACAUAUUUACUCAAAAACGUCUUCCAACUCACGAUUGGCAUUGCGCUGCUUCUGGUGGUCUACAUGUUUCGCAGAUAUGUUCAUCUGCUAGCGCUUUAUCUCCUAAGGACCCUUAUUAAUGAGAUCUCAACAAAAGGGCGCUUGGCUUUACAGUGGUCGGCGAACUGGACUAAUCAGCAAGUCUCCUGGGUGUUUCAGAAACUGGAAGUUUCGGAAGCAUCGACGAAUGCUUCGGGUCAUCGAUCAAACUGUGUAGUGUGUCUAGAAAGGAACAAGAACAUCGUUAUCCUUCCCUGUCGACAUCUUUGCCUGUGCAAGGAGUGUGCCCAGCAGCUGCACCGCUUGGAGAGUGGCCAUCGUUGUCCUAUUUGCCGGAACGACGUCCACACAUUGCUGCCUGUCUAUGACUGAUUAUAUAUAUUAUAUUGUAUUUACUG
Molecule: messenger RNA, 868 nt
Organism: Drosophila arizonae
Lineage: Eukaryota; Metazoa; Arthropoda; Insecta; Diptera; Drosophilidae
Biological process (GO): protein ubiquitination
Molecular function (GO): ubiquitin-protein transferase activity
Source: RefSeq, a predicted model, not a curated record